Messenger RNA from Otolemur garnettii (small-eared galago), 1050 nucleotides. RefSeq names its product neurexophilin 4 (gene NXPH4). The transcript has 2 exons. NCBI's taxonomy places the organism in Eukaryota, Metazoa, Chordata, Mammalia, Primates, Galagidae. Gene Ontology annotation, molecular function: signaling receptor binding. The coding region runs from base 1 to 924 and encodes 307 amino acids. The record is from RefSeq and is a predicted model, not a curated record.
AUGCGGCUGCUCCCGGAAUGGCUCCUCUUGCUCUUCGGCCCGUGGCUCCUUAGGAAGGCCGUGAGUGCCCAGAUACCAGAGUCCGGAAGGUCACAGUAUCUGGAGCUGCGCCCUGCACCGGCGGGAGUGGGCGUCUCAGGCCAGCAGCUCGCAGCCCCGAAGUCUCCGGACGGCAUGGGCGCCGCCCGCGCCUGGAGCUGGGCUUGGCCGGCCAACCACACGGAGGCGCUGACCCGGGCAGGGGCAGCCGGGGCGCUACCCACGCAGCGUAGCAAGAGGAAGCCGUCGAUCAAAGCGGCCCGAGCCAAAAAAAUCUUCGGCUGGGGGGACUUCUACUUUCGGGUGCACACCCUUAAGUUCUCGCUGCUGGUGACGGGCAAGAUCGUGGAUCAUGUGAACGGUACUUUCAGUGUGUACUUCCGCCACAACUCGUCCAGCCUGGGCAACCUCACUGUCAGCAUCGUGCCACCUUCCAAGCGUGUAGAGUUCGGGGGCGUCUGGCUGCCCGGGCCUGCCCCUCAUCCACUGCAGUCUACGCUGGCCCUGGAGGGGGUACUUCCUGGACUAGGGCCCCCACUGGGGAUGGCCGCAGCGGCUGGGCCAGGGCUGGGGGGCACCCUUGGGGGCGCACUGGCAGGGCCACUGGGGGGUGCGCUGGGAGUGCCUGGGCCCAAAGAGUCGCGUGCUUUUAAUUGCCAUGUGGAGUAUGAGAAAACGAAUCGCGCGCGCAAGCACCGCCCGUGCCUGUAUGACCCAUCGCAAGUGUGCUUCACAGAGCACACGCAGAGCCAGGCUGCCUGGCUCUGUGCCAAGCCCUUCAAAGUCAUCUGUAUCUUCGUCUCCUUUCUCAGCUUUGACUACAAACUGGUGCAGAAGGUUUGUCCAGACUAUAACUUCCAGAGCGAGCACCCCUACUUUGGAUAGCGUCCUCCUCCCCAGCCCCAGUCAUGAGCCUCUCGCCAAAUCCUGGCCUGGCUGGGUGGGCCCCCUUCCUGUAUCCCUCUGCUCCUUUGGUCUCUUCCACAUUUUCCUCUCUGGGGUAGGAGGACC